ACAUAAUCUCUUUUUGAACAGGGAAUUCAAAUUGCCGGCUCCAAACCAUAGCGACGCCGGACCAAAACAUCACCCUAACACCAAACUUCUGAUCGAGAAACAGCACGGCAGUGUCGGGUCUGGUUGCCAAAUGUCGAUGGGCAGUGACACGACUUGGGUCGGAAAGAAACCUUUGAGACGUAUCGGAGGAAUGUCCGAUGCUCUCUCCAUUGCCGCCGAUCUCGGUUUUUCCGUUCCUCCUCCUCCUUCCCAGGAAGAACUCCAAAAUUUAUCUACUGGGGAAAAGGGUGAUGACUUAAUCAAGGUCUUACGAGAACUAACCACUGUUCAGAGAAAAAUAGCAGAUUUGCAAGUGGAACUUCAAGGUCGAAAGGAUGAUAAAAAUGUGGCUCACUUGACACAUGUGAGUGAAAUGGAAAAGAAGUGUGAGACAUUGGCUAGGAUCACUACUAUUUUGAAAGAUGUCAUUCAGAAUAAGGACCGCAUUAUAGCUCGACUCCAACAACCGUAUUCAUUGGAUUGCAUUCCUGUGGAAGCAGAGUAUCAGAAACAAUUUUCUGAACUGCUGAUGAAGGCUGCUAGUGAUUAUGGUGCCUUGACAGCAUCUGUUGCUGAUUUCCAAUGGAGCCAGAACUUCAAGGAAUCUCCUUCAGUUUGGGGGGAGAUGCUUCGUCCAAUUCCUGUAGCUUUAGCAUCAUGCACCCGGUUCUUUGAAGCCAUGUCUGCCAUGAGAGAAUCAUUUGCUACACUUCAAAAUCUGAGGGUAGGUCAUUCUGCGUCCUCCCCACCGACAACACCAGCCAAGAACCCCUCUCAAAGAGUACCAGGGGAAUCAGAUUGUAUGACACCACCUCCUUGGAGGAGUGAACCAAGCUUCGAUGACUUGGCUAUCAAAAGUAUUAGAAAGCAAGAAAUUGAGCAACAAGAAGCAGAGGACGAAAAUAGUGAAGUGGGUGACUCAAACCCGAUUGAUGGAACAAGCCAUAGGAGACUGUCUUGGCCUCCCUCAGUUAAGAAGAGCAUUAUCUAGUUUGUGUUGUAUAUUACUUAGUUUUCUUUGAUUGCACUGUGAUAUUUUUUUGGCUGCAGUCUGUAUGAGCUUCCACUGGCAGGAGUUUACCCCACAAAAAUGGGUGGAAUGUAUUAAUUUGCUGUAAUGUUUCAUUGGAUUGAAAGAGAAGGCUUUGUUUGAACCAUUAGACGCUUUAGUAGCUGAGUUCUCUUUACAUUUGUCUUUUUUGGAAUGGCAGCAUCAUUUGAAGGUUU
Molecule: messenger RNA, 1266 nt
Organism: Rubroshorea leprosula
Lineage: Eukaryota; Viridiplantae; Streptophyta; Magnoliopsida; Malvales; Dipterocarpaceae
Source: the annotation of a GenBank genome assembly